This is a messenger RNA of Miscanthus lutarioriparius, 3315 nucleotides long. The record is from the annotation of a GenBank genome assembly. NCBI's taxonomy places the organism in Eukaryota, Viridiplantae, Streptophyta, Magnoliopsida, Poales, Poaceae.
AUGGAGCUCGCUUUGGGGGCCAUGGCCGGCCUGGCUCCCAAGCUGGGCGAUCUGCUCAUGGCGGAGUACGUCGUGCAGAAGGGCCUCAAGCCUGACAUCGAAUCCCUCUCCAGGGAGCUUGUGACGAUGAAAGCUGGCCUGGAGGACAUGUCUAAGGUUCCACCGGACCAGCUCACUGAGGUGGAAAAGCUUUGGGCACGGCACAUCCGGGAGCUGUCUUAUGACAUGGAGGAUGCUGUCGAUGACUUUGUCCUGCGUGUGGCCGGCGGAGAGUGUGCAGCUGAUGCCACCGACGCCAACGUCUUCAAGAAGAUCAUUGGAAAGGCCACCGCUGCGGUGAAGAAGGUCAAGCAUCGCCGUGAGAUCUCUGACAAGAUUAAAGACAUCAAGAAACUCUCCGACGAGCUGGCUGGGCUCCGUGCCAAGUACACAGUUAGAGGCCUGGGAGCUGAUCUUGCCACGAGCACCGGCAUCGACCCCCGUGUCCGCAAUCUGUACAAGAAAGAGUCAGAUCUGGUUGGCAUCGAGGAGUCGAGGGACAAAGUCAUAAGGAUGCUAUCUAUUGAGGCCAAAGAUGAUGCUCAUGCGUCUGAUCAAGAUCUAAAGAUAGUGUCUAUAGUCGGGGUUGGAGGAUUGGGCAAGACUACUCUAGCCAAAACAGUGCAUGAUAUGCUUAAGAAACAAUUCGAUUGUUCUGCUUUUGUUUCUGUUGGUAGGACUCCUAACCUGACUAGGACAUUUGAGAAGAUGCUAGUGGAGCUCGAUAAGAAGUAUAAGCAAGUCGACAUGGCCAGAUGGGAUAUAGAGCAAUUUGGAAACGAACUGCAUGAAUUCUUAGAACAAAAGAGGUACUUCAUUGUUGUUGAUGACAUAUGGGAUGUUGAAUCAUGGAAAGAGAUCAGACAUGCCUUGGAGUACAAUAAUUGUAGGAGUAGAAUCAUCAUGACUACUCGUAAUUUUGAGGUUGCCACAAAAGCAGGAGAGGUUUACAAACUAAAACCUCUUUCUGAUGAAAACUCUGAGAAAUUAUUCUACAAAAGAAUACAGAGCCAGGAAGGAGAAAGUCUUGAUGGUGUAUCAGGUGAAUUGUCUAGUAAAAUCAUAGAUAAAUGUGGCGGCAUACCAUUGGCAAUCAUUGCAAUAGCUAGUUUAUUGGUUGAAAGACCGUAUGAGGACUGGUCAAAGGUUUAUGACUCAGUUGGUUUUGGGAAUGAAGACAAUACAACCAAGAUAGUGUCAUAUAGCUACUAUGAUCUGCCUUCUUAUCUAAAGCCAUGCAUAUUAUAUCUAAGCAAAUUUCAAGAAGAUUCUUUUAUUGAUACAAAGGGCGUGAUUUGGAUGUGGAUAGGUGAAGGUUUUGUCCAUCUUGAGAAAGAGGAGGGUAGUCUAUUUGAGGUUGGACAAAGAUACUUCAACGAGCUUGUCAAUAGAAGCUUGAUCCAACCAAUGGACCCCAAAUAUAAUUGGUUCACACAAUUUUUCCGUAUUCAUGAUAUUGUGUUUGAUUUCAUCCGUAAGUUGUCGGACGUUGAAAACUUUCUUACUGUUUUGGACAGCAGAGAGCAACAUGCUUCUCCGGACAGUUUAAGAAAUGAGAAGAAAGCAUACAUGCCUUGUUCGGACAGCAAGGUACGCCGGCUGGCUAUCCAAAAUCACCAUGUGCAGUGCUUCCCUGUAGACAGCAUGGAGAUGCCAGAGGUGCUGAGGUCACUUAAAAUUGAAGGUAGUAAGAUUGAGAAUAUGGCCCCGCUUCAUUGGUUUAGAGUUUGCCGUGUGCUAAAUUUUCAAAAAUGCCACGUCCCGAUCAGCCUAAAGCAUCUAGGGAGGUUGUUGCAUCUCAAGUACUUAGAUAUAUCUUACACAGUUGUUGAUGAGCUUCCUAAGGAACUGGGGCAUCUGAAAUCUCUACAGUCACUGGUAUUAAUCAAUAUUGGGCUAGACGAGCUAUCACCGACUGUUUGUUCGCUUACACAGCUGAUGUGCCUGGUAGCUCAGGGGUUCAAAAGGUUCCCAGCUAACAGGAUGGGGAACCUAACAUCUCUAGAGGAGCUACGGUUAGAGACCGUAGUUGGUCGGAGUACCACGGAGGACCUUGUGGUAGAGCUUGGCAAGCUGACGAGGUUGAGGAUGGUCAGGAUGACUUUGGCCGAGGAACUAGACGAGAGCUUGCAAAAAGCAUUGGUGCGAUCUCUGUGCAGUCUGCGGGAACCGCAGGAACUAGUGCUUUUUUCUUCAGGAUCACAGCAGGGUGACACUGUGUGGGAAGACUGGGAGGCACCUAUGCAGCUCCGGCGCCUGCUUAUACAAGGCAUCCGCUUCACGCGGCUCCCUGGGUGGAUCAAUCGUUCCCGCCUGCCACGCCUCUGCUCCUUAUCUCUAGGCAUGUACGCUGUUGGAGUACAUGACCUGGAUAACCUAGCGAGAUUGCCAGAGCUGAGCUACCUCCAGCUAGGCGGUUUCAGCUGGCCUCCAGGGUAUACUGUUGGUAAGGACGGCUUCAGGAAUUUGAGGUUCUGCCAUGUGGGCACAACGCUCAAGUUUCCUAUGGGCGCCAUGCCAAGGCUCGAAGAGCUGCGGUUUAGCGUUUAUGCAGGGUAUUGGAGUUGGGUAGUAAAUGAUGUGCCGUUGGAGCAGUUCCCAACAAAGGAUGAAAUCAAAGAUCUUGACUUGGGCCUGGAUAACCUCCUUUCACUUGAGAAAGUCACCGUCAGAGUCGACUGCAUGGGUGCUACUGCCGCAGAAGUGCAGGAGGUGGUGGCCGUGGUCACGCGUGCAGUGAAAAAUCAUCCGAACCGUCCAACUAUAAAAGUGGAUCGAGCAUAUGAAGGAAAUAUGUUAUCUGACAAACACAGGGUGGCUCUGCUUCAGCAAACAAUCAGAACGAACACUGACAAAAUGGUCUGCUCAUCUAACCAUCCCAACACAGAGAUUGACGACAGGCGCCACGACCUUCCUCAGCUUGGCUCCACUGCGCUUGUCUUCUCCUUUGGCGCCGGCUCGGAGGAACAUCAUGAGAGCACGGCUCGUAAGCGCUGUGCCCGCCGCAAACGUGCGAUUGGUAGCGCCCGCAAGCUGAGGCCCAGCACCAGGCUGGCUGAAAAGGAGCACCCGAACUUCGAGGACCCGUCUCCCAGCAGCGCCUCGCCCGUCCAAGUUGCCCGCGUCGACUUCUCUGGAAUUGAUAACUCUGUUUGUCCAAUCAUUCCAACCCAGCAGGUAAAUGUGAGUUGUUUAAGCACUGAAGAGACAAGUCCCAUCCAACAAGAUGAUUACAAGCAUUCGCAGAGCUUGUUAGAUUUGUGGUUCUUAGUCUAA